AUGAAUCUCCUUAUACGUACAUAUAAACAGGCUCUCUAUAAGGAAAGCAAACACUUUACUACGAAAGCGAACGCUCACAACUUACAGACCAUAUUGUACGAAAAUAACAAGCUUUUUGGCGAGCUGUACAAGUAUGAACACUUUCGUGAUGCAUUCGCAACAAUACCAAUAUCCUCAGAGUAUGUCUCUUUUAUCUCCUUUUGGAAGGGUACGAUAAAUUUUAGCGAUAUAAUUCAUUCUUAUGUAGGUGUGGAGGAUGCUACAUCGAACAAGUUGGAUAUAAUGUCGGAAGCAAUGGUCUCAGAACUCAAAAAGUUCACAGUUUCCAAUGACGACUAUCUGAACAGUAUGAGGUUUUUCAGGGAUGAGAUACUCAAAAAAGGUAAUUCAAUGACUAGAACUGAACUUUUUGAGGCAAUUUUUUUAUCUCAGGAGCAAAGUGACUUGUUAGAGUUUUGGGCUAGAGUUUUAGAAAAUGCAAAAAUGAUUUUUAAAGAGGAGACUGUUUUUAUUGAUGAUAUAUCUGAUAUGGUCUUUGGUUUCCUCUAUAAGAGAUACUCUGAUGAUUUAGUUGAUACACUCGAUUUGGAGAGAGUUUCUACAUGUACAUCAUCAGGAGAUGUAGAACAUACUAGUACGAACAAAUCACCGGCUCUCCGAGAAAUAGUGGACAACAUAGCAGACAUAGAUAAUGACACAGAUGUAGAUUACGAAAAUGAUUAUCACACCUCGUUAAUUUAUGAGUACAAGUAUCGCAAAUUGUUGCAAGAAUUAGAGGUUACACUUCCAAAAAUUUAUACAGAUUACUCCACAACAAAAGCAGAACUGGACAAGUGCAAACUUGAGAUUGAGGCUAUUUUGGAGAAUAACGACCGACUAGUAGAUGAGUUCUCAAAAGAGAGGUCAGCUCUACUGGAAAAAAUUACUUCCGGCCAACAGGACUGUAAAACACUAGUUGAUAAGAAUGAUGAUUUAGUCGGAGAGAUAAAAUCAAAAGAAUUGGAAAUAGAAACAUACAAAAGAGAUUUUGAAUUGUUGAAAGGUCAGUACGACUCUUUGGAUCCAUCCAGAUUAUCUGAGGAAUUAAAAGUCUAUAUGGUUAAGUGUGAUGGCUUACAAAAGUCAAACGAUAACCUAAAAUCUAUUAUAGACGAUUUAGAGAACCGAUUAUCUUUGACAGUACCUGCUGUAUCCCUAGAGCAAGACAAGGAACAGAUACGCGAACUAAUUCUACAAAAGGACAAACUUCUGGAGCAACUCAAUAUCCAAAACGCUGAAAUAUCAUCCUUAUCAAACGAAGUCAAUGAUCUUACCAUUUUCAACGAAACAUUGGCUACCGAAAUGACAGAGAUGAAAAAGCGGUCAGAUGCUGAACACGAAAGAAUCGCAGAGCUUGUAGAGAAAAAUUCCAAACUUGUUCAAGAUAUAAGUGAUUUACAUAGCGAGAACAAUAACCUAAAGUUAGAAUUAUCACAUGUUCAGGAAGAAAACAAAAAUUUGGGUAUAGAAUUGAAGGAGGAAAUAAAUGCCAAGAAUGUUGUUAAUAAUGAACUAGUCCUUUUGAAAGAAAAGGAAAAGGACUUUUGUAUUGACAGCGAUCAGAUAGAAAGAUUAAAGAACGAAACAACAGAGUUAAAUGCGGUGAAUGCCCAUCUCAAAGAGAAGCUAAAUGAGGUCCUCCAAGAAAAUAUUAAACUUGUGGCAAAAUUAGAACUGAUGAAUAUGCCACAUUCUCAAAACCCCGCACACAAGAUUAUGAGUAUAAUAGGAAAUCAGAAAGAUAUGGAGUCCACCCUUUCUCGUGAUUCUGAUACUACUGACUGUGAGUAUUCAGAUGCAACUGAUAUUCCAAAAAACACGGUUAAGAUAAAUCCAGCGCUAGCAGAAACAAGAAGGCUGAACACAGUAAAUGCUGUUAAGUUUGGUCAGAUUUCAAUCGAUUCAAAGGUGGAUACUGUACACAAGGAUUCCGAAAGAAUAGUGCAUAGAAGAUCCGCUCAACUUCGGAGAUCAAAUUCCAUUGACCAAGUUUCUGCUGAGAUGGAUUAUGAACACGACUUUACAUCUGAUAAUCUUGAGGAUUUUGGGCUUUCGGAAGAUGAUUCUCCGGAUAUUUUUCAAAACGCGAUUUCUUACAUUUCACAAACCUUCAACAUAGAUGAUAAUUCGCACCAUAAAAACACAUUAUUUGUAUAAUCAACAUGAAUUGUUUAACGUUCU
Molecule: messenger RNA, 2220 nt
Organism: Theileria equi strain WA
Lineage: Eukaryota; Apicomplexa; Aconoidasida; Piroplasmida; Theileriidae
Exons: 1
Coding region: 1-2196 (731 amino acids)
Source: RefSeq, a predicted model, not a curated record